UCUUCGCUUCCUCCGGCGGGAAGAAAGAAAGGAACGAAGGAGGAGCGGAUCGCCGGCGCGAUAUUCGGCACCGACGUCCUUCUAGGGUUUCGCGGUCCCCAUUCCGGCGGGAGGAUUUCCGGCGCCGGGGGAGAAAUCGGAGUCGCGAUCGUGGUCGCCGGUUCGGGAGGCGAUGGAAGUCGGCGACGUGUUGCAGGAGCUGUUGGGCGUGGAGGUCGAGCUUCAGGACGUCCAAGACCAGAUAAAGGUCUUGCUUGAUCGGCAAGAGAAGCUGUAUGAGCGGCAGUCUGAGCUGAAAUCUUUGUUGGAGGCAUGCGAGGAUGUUGGCAGCCCAGUGAGGGAUGGCGCUUCGACGUCGGGGGAAGAUUGGUCGGGCACUUUCGACUGGGAUGCUCGAGCUGACGAUGUCAAAUUCAACAUUUUUGGGAUACGCAAGUAUCGCGCGAAUCAGCGGGAGAUCAUAAAUGCCAUUAUGAGUCGAAGAGAUGUCCUGGUCAUCAUGGCUGCUGGUGGUGGCAAAAGCCUCUGCUACCAGCUUCCUGCCAUUCUUCAGGAAGGAGUUGCCCUUGUUGUCAGUCCUUUGCUUUCUUUGAUUCAGGAUCAGGUGAUGGGUCUGGCUGCAUUGGGCAUUCCAGCACAUAUGUUGACAUCAACGACUGGCAAGGACAAUGAAAAGUUUAUAUACAAGGCGCUUGAAAAGGGUGAAGGAGAGCUGAAAAUACUAUAUGUUACUCCAGAAAAGAUAUCCAAGAGCAAGAGGUUCAUGUCAAAGCUGGAGAAAUGCCACCAUGCGGGGCGUCUUUCUUUGAUAGCAAUUGAUGAGGCACACUGCUGUAGUCAGUGGGGUCACGACUUUCGGCCCGACUACAAAAACCUUGGUAUCUUGAAGACUCAGUUUCCCAGUGUUCCCGUGGUUGCUUUAACUGCAACUGCUACUUGGAAAGUACAAAACGAUCUGAUGGAAAUGCUGCAGAUCCCCAAGUGCGUGAAGUUUGUCAGCACUGUUAACAGGCCAAAUCUCUUUUAUAUGGUACGAGAGAAGUCAUCUGUUGCUAAAGUGGUUAUUGACGAAAUUGCUGAAUUUAUACGGGAAUCUUAUCCCAAUAAUGAAUCUGGGAUAGUUUAUUGCUUCUCUAGGAAGGAGUGUGAACAGGUUGCAAAGGAGUUACGUGAUAGAGGAAUUUCAGCAGAUUAUUAUCAUGCAGAUAUGGAUGUAAAUGCUCGUGAGAAAGUUCAUCUGAGGUGGAGCAAUGGCAAGCUACAAGUAAUUAUAGGGACGGUGGCAUUUGGAAUGGGAAUUAACAAACCUGAUGUCAGGUUUGUCAUCCAUCACAGUCUGAGUAAAUCAAUGGAAACAUACUACCAGGAAAGUGGGCGGGCUGGAAGAGAUGGACUUCCUUCAGAAUGUUUACUAUAUUAUAGGGCUGCAGAUGUUCCUAGGCAGAGUUCAAUGGUCUUCUACGAGAACUCUGGGUUGCAAAACCUAUAUGACAUAGUACGGUACUGUCAGAGUAAAAGACAAUGUCGCCGAAGUGCUUUUUUCAGGCAUUUUGCUGAAGCAGUGCAAGACUGCAAUGGAAUGUGCGACAAUUGUGCCUUCUCUAAUGAGAUCAAAGAGAUAGACGUAUCUGGCCAUGCAAAGCUUGUCAUUUCUUUGCUUCAAGAUGUACGGGAGAAGGAUCAGAGAUUGACCAUGUUGCAGCUGGUUGAUAAAAUAAAGACAAUGCAAAAGGAGUUAGGUUCUACUCUUAAGAAGGAGCAAUUAGAGCAACUGGUGAUACAGUUGAUACUGGAUCGAGUGUUGAAAGAAGAAUAUCAGCAUACAGCUUAUGCUACAAAUGCUUAUGUGACACUUGGACCAUUGACAAAGCAAGUUUUGCAAGGAAAGAUGAUGAUUAAGCUUGAGGUUUUAAGCGAUCAGAAAGGAAUGAACGACAAUAUCAAACAUACUAAGCGUGGCCUCACCACCUCUGGUUUGGAGUUUAAACUUGAUGAGCUGCGAAAGGAACUCUCUUCUAUCCAUGGGGGGAUAUUACCGCAUUCAGUCUUGACAACUCAACAUAUAAGCACGAUUAGCGCCAGAAAACCCAGCUCAAUAGAAGAGCUGGAAAGCAUAAUUGGGAAGCUCAAGGCAGGGAAGUAUGGGAGUAGAAUUCUUGAAGAAGUCGAGAAGUACGAAGGCUCUGAUCAGCCUGACAAGAAUUCAUCACGUAAAUGCCAAAGCAUUGAUCAUAGAGCAUCCAAGAGACCAAAGACAAAACCUCUGGUUCUUAUAGAGACAAGCGAAGAUGAAGAAUGAUAAAUUAUUUCGCAUCUCUUGAGCCAUUUUGUUGAAGUACCGUGAAUUUACGAAACGGAUGGGAAUUUGAUAUGCGAAGUAGAUUCGCACGCGAUGGUCCUGUUUGUAUUUUGCCUCAAACAGGUGAAUUUUGAUCUAUACAAUAUAUAUUCGUCCUCCUCUUUUGGAGGAUGGGCAGGCGGUGGAUCAGUUUACUUAGCUUGGUUGUA
Messenger RNA from Eucalyptus grandis, 2508 nucleotides. RefSeq names its product ATP-dependent DNA helicase Q-like 2. The transcript has 20 exons. The coding region runs from base 173 to 2299 and encodes 708 amino acids. The record is from RefSeq and is a predicted model, not a curated record. Gene Ontology annotation, biological process: DNA replication; double-strand break repair via homologous recombination. Gene Ontology annotation, cellular component: cytoplasm; chromosome; mediator complex. Gene Ontology annotation, molecular function: ATP binding; four-way junction helicase activity; nucleic acid binding. NCBI's taxonomy places the organism in Eukaryota, Viridiplantae, Streptophyta, Magnoliopsida, Myrtales, Myrtaceae.